AUGAAAUUCGGCCACGAUUUCAAAGAGACCCUGCGAGCUCAAGACUUCCCUGCUCAUUGGGUAGAUCAUGCUAUUCCUUAUAGCCAGCUCAAGAAAUGUCUCAAGAAGGUCGCGCGGGAGCUACAUGAGCUUGGACUCGACCCUGAGACGUUGCGCGAGCUCCUCAACCCCGAUGAAACGUCUCCUGUGGCCCUGAAGUAUAAACUCAACGGCGGUGCCGACUCUCACCUUCGCCCAAAACUCAUCGUACAGGUCCAUCUUCAAGAUGGUGUCCCAGUCGAUGCCUCGCUUGCGCCCAACACGCGCGACUUUCUCAACAAGAUCGCAAUCAACCUCCCCCAGAACCAACCGGCGCAUAUCGAGCCUGUCACUAAAUCGCCAGACUCGGGCUCUGUGAAGGAUGCCACAAAAGCCGAAACCGUUGUCAAGAACGCCUCUGCCCCCUCCGCCGAAACGGUCGAUGCGCUCGCCGACGAAGCCAACGACAAGCUCACUAUUGCUCUCGCCGACGAAAAGACUGUUAAAGUUACCGAAACGCUGGGAAGCGACUCCGAGCAAGCAGAACCCAUCGCCGAACCUACAAGCAAUGGCUCGAUCGAAGCCUCGUCGACCUCACCUGCUAAUGGUGCAACCGAAGGAACGUACGAAAUUAUCGAGGUUCCCCUGACUUUCGAUGCCGAAUUCUUCGAGAUGCUUCAGAGCGAUGUCAACAACCUUGAUGCUUUGCAAAUGGAGGAAGAGAAAACCAUGACCUCGGAAAUCGUAGCGCUUGGAAAAGAGGUUGAACAGGUCGUAAAGCCGAAACGAUUUUCAAAGACAGAUCUUGCACGGUGGCGACAAAUCUUCGAGCUGUAUUUGGACGCUGAGAUCUUCUUCGCUACCCAUGAGCAAGACCAUGGAGAACGCUCAAGUCAAGUCGCUCUGAGGCAGCUGCAAUGGUUCCAGGAUCAGGUCGCUAAGCAAAAUCUUGUCAAGGAUUUCAAGCUUCCCGAGAGCAAAGCAGCUUUCACCCGCUUCAUUAACUUGAAUGCGUCCCUUCUCAAAAACAUGCAGUUCCAGGAGCUUAACAAGACAGCCGUCGCCAAGAUUCUCAAGACCAGAGGUACUGACAUGGCCAAAGAAUUCGACAAACGAACAGCACUGGGAGUUGCUAGAAAGUUCCCUACCGUUGUUCACUCAGACAAACUCUUAGCAGGCACCAUUGCUAGAGAUGUCUGCGCACAAAUGUCGCGGGAGCUCGUAUCCAAGGUUCCUCAGCUCAACGACUAUCUUUGCCCAGUCUGUUUCUCAGUGGCUUACAUGCCUGUUCGUCUCGACUGCCAACAUGUAUUUUGCAUCCGUUGUGUCAUCAAGAUCCAGCGCCGAAAGGAGAAGCAUUGUCCAUUGUGCAGAGCAGAUGUGGUCCUCAAGGCUUCUGCCAUGAAUCUUGACUACGAGCUACAAAAGUACAUGAAGAAAUAUUUUGCAAAGGAGGUCAAAGAGAAAGCGCGUGCGAACGAGAUUGAGCGUGGUAUCGAGGACUACGGGCCUGGUUAUGUCCACCAGGAAUGCUGCAUAAUACUGCAUCGAUACGGGACAGUAAUGACAUGA
Molecule: messenger RNA, 1590 nt
Organism: Fusarium redolens
Lineage: Eukaryota; Fungi; Ascomycota; Sordariomycetes; Hypocreales; Nectriaceae
Product: SPX domain-containing protein
Exons: 5
Coding region: 1-1590 (529 amino acids)
Source: RefSeq, a predicted model, not a curated record